This is a messenger RNA of Clunio marinus, 441 nucleotides long. Lineage: Eukaryota; Metazoa; Arthropoda; Insecta; Diptera; Chironomidae. The record is from the annotation of a GenBank genome assembly.
AUGAACGGAAGUUUUUCUUUAUUUUUCCUGGUUAAACUGAAAACUGUGAAAAGCAAAAUAGUGAAAAAUGUUCAUAAAGUUGAAAAAUCUUGCACGGUUAUUGUAGCAACACAUGAUGAAGUUGUUAUUUCCCUUCCACGUUUGAGGAAAAUUGAAGAGGAAGGCAGAGAAUCAGGUCAGCAGUUGGCGACAAAAUCUUUGUCGUUUAAUCGACCGCAACUUAACGAUUUACCCUCAAAUAAUGUUCAAGCUUCAUUAACUCGAAAUUUCAUGCAAAAUAUGAGACAACAAAGAAUGAGACGAAAAAUGUUGAUACAUAAACUUCUGUCCGAAGGAAAACUUCAACAAACUGUCCUUAAAAUCCCAUUAAAGUUGACAAAAUUUUACCGCAGAGACGCAUGGAAAGAGAGAAGAGAGGCUCGUAACACAACGAGAAGAUAA